Eutrema salsugineum is the source of this 643-nucleotide messenger RNA. RefSeq names its product protein HEAT-INDUCED TAS1 TARGET 4. Gene Ontology annotation, molecular function: cysteine-type peptidase activity. The record is from RefSeq and is a predicted model, not a curated record. The transcript has 4 exons. Bases 1 to 630 code for a protein of 209 amino acids. Gene Ontology annotation, biological process: proteolysis. NCBI's taxonomy places the organism in Eukaryota, Viridiplantae, Streptophyta, Magnoliopsida, Brassicales, Brassicaceae.
AUGGAGGAAGAGGAAGUCGUCGCUGAGGAAAUUUUAGACUUACCGGUGGAAAUCAUUUCACAAAUCCUGGAAACAAAUCCCACUUCUUCAAUCAAGUUCAUCAAGAUCAAACAUGCAAUAUAUGCAUACUGGCGUGUAUUUCGAAAUGUACAAGAUAGCUUGAAGGGUACGAAUUGGAAGGAAGAGAUGGGCCGUGUUAGAAAUCAAGGAUUAUGUAGUGACACAUGCUGGGCCGUUGUAGCCGCUGAACUCGUCAGUGCACUGUUGUUCAUCAAGAAGAUUAACAAGACUUACAUAGAAUACUCAGCUCAAGAUAUUCUCGAUUUUGCUGAUCCGGAGAAAGCAAGAAACUGCAACAGGCAUGACCACUACUGCUACACUCUGAGCAUAAGGAAAGGGUUACAUUACGUUCUUCGUGAAGGACUUCAAAAGGAAGAGCAUAGGCCAUAUAAGAGGUGUAGACAUGCUAGUGAAAUACCGGCACGUAUUCCACGUGAUUUGGCGCACAUAGAUGGCGUGGAAAUGUUAUCUUUCGACGAAGCACUCAUCAAGCUAGAGACACAACCAAUUGGAGCAUCGUUGCAUAUUUUUAUGCCGGAUUACAAACUCGUUAAAAAGCUAUAUCUCUAAUUCUCUUAAAUAU